This is a messenger RNA of Aspergillus wentii DTO 134E9, 1537 nucleotides long. RefSeq lists its product as uncharacterized. The record is from RefSeq and is a predicted model, not a curated record. The transcript has 5 exons. NCBI's taxonomy places the organism in Eukaryota, Fungi, Ascomycota, Eurotiomycetes, Eurotiales, Aspergillaceae. The coding region runs from base 54 to 1373 and encodes 439 amino acids.
CCAGAAUCAACACUUCCAAUCCCAAGAAUUCGAAGACAAAAUAUUCACCCAUCAUGAAGUACUGGAGCGCUCUCGCGCUGUUCACCUCUCUCCCCUUGGCGCUUUCGGCUUCCGAGACCCCUGCUGCAAAGAUAGGCCAAACCCCUCAGAAAAAUGCUGGAGGCUGGGGCUGUAUCCAGACUUCCAGCAUCUGCGAAGCGGACAAGGACCAGAGCACUCUACACGAGGAUCCCAAGACGGAUCUUCCAGGACGGAGCUUGCGCGAAGCCCGCUGGAAUGUCAAGCUCCAAAUCGAGAAAGUCUACAGUCCACUAGCUGGUCUAGUAUCGAGUUUUCUGGAGACUACCAGUCAAGUGAGCACGACACAUCCCACCUGUUUGAAGAUGCGUAUUGAUUGGUGUUUAGUUCUCGAGCCGAGUAGCUGUGGACACCACCUCAAGGAUGCCGGGCUGGAAAACCUGCUUCGUGCCCUUCUGGGCCAGUGUUUCGUCCACGACACCAUCACCCUGAACGCGUUUAUUGAGUACUACAUCACCAUUCUCCACCAGGCCAUUGACCUUUACGAGAUUAUCAUCAAGAAUGGGUGUGACAAGCCAGGUCCCAAGCCAGAUCCCAAGCCUGACCCGGAACCUGACACCUGCGAUUCGCCCUGCCAGUGGCUUCCCUUGGAGCUCAACGCACCUAGAGAUCAUCUAUCCUCGACAAGCUCUGGCCACAAACAGUUGCCCAAGCCAAAUACUCUCGCCCCGACUGACAAGUACCCAUUCGAUACGUGGGUGACGACCUUCCCUGACGAUGACCUUGAUAUCUAUGUCAACAACAAGAAGGCCCAGCCAGAUGCAUCUGGAACAGGAUACUUGAUUCCCGGCGGAACCCCGGUCAAGGAUGUAUUCUACAAGUCCUCCAAGGGCGCCGAUAUCCAGUUCUUCGGAGCCUGCUCCAAAGACACACCAUGCGUCAGCGACGAGGUGAAAACCUGGACCAACGAUGCUGUGACGGAACCUGCCCCCACGAAGGACUUUGAUGUCAGCGACUACGACUUCGACCUUGUUUUCACCGUGCAGGAUACUUCAAUCGCCACCGAGCAGUACACGAUUCUCGCUGAUGGCGAGGAAGUCGGUAAGACGCACAGCCGAUUGACCCUGGGCGACGACAAGUACAACACAAAGCACAUUGUCAAUGCCUACGUCGGUGACUACGCUGCUGGCGCUAUCAAUGGUAUCACCCAUGAGGGUUUCUGGGGUUCUUUCAUUAUCCCUAAGGAAACCAAGACGGUGACCAUUGAUAUGGAGUUCUUCAAGAGCGCCUACCCCACCUAUGUCUUUACUUACCGCCUGGACAAGCUUUGCGACUGCUGGGGACAGCGUGCCUGAAUGGGUUGAUGUAUCGAUUAGCAUAUAGGGGGACAUAUGAUUGACGAUGUAUGGCCAGUGGCUGAUUGAGUGGCAGUAGGAGCAAUUCAAGGGGAGGAAGUGCAGUUUAUCUAUAGCAUAUAGCAUGAUAUGGAAAUGAAUACAGUUGGAAAGUGUGAAAAAAG